AUGGCGCAAGAUCCGAUCGGCACUCCUCGCCGCUCUACCUCGUUGGCCAAUUCUGCCACUUCUGCGACUGGUCUUGGCCGCAGCGCCUCCAACAGCAUUUGGACGACCGAUUCCGCGCCAAGUCGCGUGACAAGCGGAGCGACCGCAAAUACUGCCAGCUUGGCGGUCGGUGGAAGCCAAAGCGAACAUGUUCAAGGCCUCUGGGACCGCUUCACUUUCCUCAAGAAUACCGAUAACAUCAAGAAUAAUCUGCUUGAAGACGUGCUCACUCGAUACAGCCAUCUCACGCAAGUGUUCGAGGAGUACAAGCGUGAAAAUCUCCUUCGUCUCGGCGAAGAGGGUGGAAAGAAGGCUGCUCGCCAACUGAAGUCGGCGGCCGCCAAAUAUCUCGCCAGCCUCGAUGGCAUGCCGAAGGAUCUCCGGAUUGCCGCUCGUUUGUAUACGAACGUGAGCGGCCUUGCUCAGACUUGUGUGCGUGCACGUCUGGUCAGCUCUGUCACCAUUGUCGAAGAUUUCCUCCGUGGCUUUACGUACGGAGACGACCUCUUUGACGUUAUCGACGUUGGAUACGGUAAAGACCGCGCCGAUGGGAAGGUUAUCGCCAAUUUCAAGCACGAAGUCCACAACUACCAGUGCCGACACAUCCUUUUCGGCUGCAGUCACGACAAUGGCUUCGCCCGGCACCUUGAAAGAUACACCCACGACGAUGCCACUGUCGCAAAAGUCACGCUGCUGGAAGGCGUGCCAUUCGAAAAAGAACUUCGAACUUUACCCUAUCAACAGCAGAAGUUUCCUGGUCUUUUCCGCGACUCAAAAAUCGUCGUCAACUCGGUGGACCUCGUUACUGCAGACUUCUCACGACUGCGUCAUGACUCUAAGCACAACCUGAACGUCUUCAAUCCGAACAGUGCGGUGUUCACUCCACCAAGCCAGACACCGGCGCCGACAACGCCAGCAUUCAGCCCGAAGACGUUGGCUAGCGAUGCUCUGGGACCUCUUCGCAACGACCUCACGCGAACUAAUUCUAUGAGCUCCGUUGCAUUGUCUGAAGCCGCACCAUCUGUUUCGACCCCGAACGGCGGAGGUUGGGCUAAUAUCGCGAAGGGCUCCGCACACCUGCCUUACAAGGAUCUGACCAAGAAGGUGGCAGAACCUUUACCAACAGGACCUGCGGUAUUGCUCAACAAGGACGACCAGCGAAUUGAUGUGGAGAUGGAAUACGACCACGAAAAGGUCUUUAGUCUGAAGAAGAUCAAGCUAUGCAAUCAACACUACAUUGGGCGCGGUUGCUGUCACUAUCAGGCUGGAAAUCGUAAUUGCCCGCAUCGCCAUGAUCUCAAUUUAUCAGCGGAAGAUCGGAAGUGGCUGCGUGUUGUGGCCCGAGAGACAGUGUGCAAGAAAGGCACUGCCUGUCUCGAGCUGGACUGCAUCUAUGGCCACCAUUGCCCUUAUCCGAAGCAGACAGAGGGCCCACAGAAGGGCAUUGCUUGCAUAAAUGGGGUAAAUUGUCGGUUUGCCAAGGAAAUGCAUGGUAUGGACAUGACGGUUGCGAAGACGCUGAGAGAGCAGGAUCUGGAGCUGAUGGACGCAUAA
Messenger RNA from Pseudocercospora fijiensis CIRAD86, 1593 nucleotides. RefSeq lists its product as uncharacterized. Bases 1 to 1593 code for a protein of 530 amino acids. The transcript is spliced from 2 exons. Lineage: Eukaryota; Fungi; Ascomycota; Dothideomycetes; Mycosphaerellales; Mycosphaerellaceae. The record is from RefSeq and is a predicted model, not a curated record.